CAGUGAGGCAGGCGGGCGGCGGCGAGAGUCGGGCCGCUGAGGCGGCGUCCGGCGCGGGGGAGUGGGAGAUGGCCUUCACGCUGUACUCGCUGCUGCAGGCCGCGCUGCUGUUCGUCAACGCCAUCACGGUGCUGCACGAAGAGCGCUUCCUCCGCAGGAUUGGCUGGGGAACAGACCAAGGCAUUGGAGGGUUUGGAGAAGAACCGGGAGUUAAAGCACAAUUAAUGAACCUCAUCCGAUCUGUACGGACAGUUAUGAGAGUGCCAUUAAUCGGAGUGAACAGCAUAACCAUUGUGUUGCUUCUGUUGUUUGGUUGAAGACGGCCUCUUCCAAGCAACCGGCUGAAUUCAUCCAGAGCAAACAGACUGCAGAUCCAGAACAGGCAGACUGCAGAUCCAAUUGGCAUUGUGUUCCUUGGGAUCCGGUCGGGCUUGGCUGUGGAAACCGCCCCCUUUUCUCAAUAAAGACACCCUUUGUAUUUA
Molecule: messenger RNA, 482 nt
Organism: Gekko japonicus
Lineage: Eukaryota; Metazoa; Chordata; Lepidosauria; Squamata; Gekkonidae
Gene: IER3IP1
Product: immediate early response 3 interacting protein 1
Exons: 3
Coding region: 69-317 (82 amino acids)
Biological process (GO): endoplasmic reticulum to Golgi vesicle-mediated transport
Cellular component (GO): COPII-coated ER to Golgi transport vesicle; endoplasmic reticulum membrane; Golgi membrane
Source: RefSeq, a predicted model, not a curated record